GAAUUGUACGUAGAUACGGUUUCCACCUUUACCGCUAACGUUUCGUCGUCAUGUUCUCGCACGCGUCUUCAAGAACGUUCCCUUACUCUUCCCGCAACUGCUUUUAAAAUCCUCUCUAUUAUCUUCUCUCGCAUUUCUAUCGUAACUGGCAAAAACCUAUUCCUCCACCAGCGAAACUUAAUUAUCACCCCUAGCGAUCGAAUAUUCGCGCGUUAUUAUUAAAGAAAGAAUGCAUAACUGGAAUCUUCCUUACCGCAAAGAUGACGUGGAGAGCGGCGGCGAGAGACCGCUGUAUCCGACGAUGCUUGAAAGCCCUGAACUCCGGUGGGGCUUUAUCAGAAAGGUUUACUCCAUAAUCGCUUUUCAGCUUUUAGCAACAAUCGCCGUCGCCGCCACGGUGGUCACCGUCCGUCCAAUCUCCGUGUUCUUCUCCACCACUAGCGCCGGUCUUGCUCUCUGGAUAGUUCUAAUCAUCACCCCUCUUAUAGUGUUGUGUCCUUUGUACUAUUACCACCAGAAACAUCCGGUGAACUACUUGCUCCUUGGGAUUUUCACCGUGGCUCUUGCUUUCGCCGUGGGGUUAUCAUGUGCAUUCACCAGCGGGAAAGUGAUUCUUGAGUCAGCGAUUCUAACAACAGUAGUGGUGCUUUCCUUAACAUUCUACACCUUCUGGGCAGCAAAGAAAGGAUAUGACUUUAAUUUCCUCGGCCCAUUCUUAUUUGGUGCUCUCAUCGUUCUCAUGGUCUUUGCUCUUAUUCAGAUAUUUUUCCCGUUGGGUCGGAUCUCAGUGAUGAUCUAUGGUUGCUUGGCAUCGAUAAUAUUCUGCGGCUACAUAGUGUACGAUACAGACAACCUCAUCAAACGUUACAAUUACGAUGAGUACAUCUGGGCAGCAGUUUCUCUCUACUUGGACAUCAUCAACCUCUUCUUGUCUCUCCUUACCAUUUUCAGAGCUGCCGAGAGUUAAACUUGUCAUGUCUUUCAAAUAUGUAAAUCUCUAAUGUUACCAAAGGUGUUUUGUUUCUUAUUCAUGUAUAUAAAACUUGAAUUCACUUCCAUUAUUAUUACGUUUA
This is a messenger RNA of Raphanus sativus (radish), 1073 nucleotides long. RefSeq names its product protein LIFEGUARD 4. The record is from RefSeq and is a predicted model, not a curated record. NCBI's taxonomy places the organism in Eukaryota, Viridiplantae, Streptophyta, Magnoliopsida, Brassicales, Brassicaceae. Gene Ontology annotation, cellular component: membrane. The transcript has 4 exons. The coding region runs from base 230 to 967 and encodes 245 amino acids.